GCCAAGGGGGAGGUGAGAGUGGUUGGAAAGGACAAGUCUGGGCAACGCUCGGGGGUUGGCACCACUUCGCGCACUCAUUCAAGCGGCACUUGUCCCUGCAGUUCUCGCUGACCGUGUUAGCUGCGUCUUCUGCGCUCCCGCACCCUGAGCUCAUCCGCAGACGUCCUGGUGUCGGUCCUCACCAUGCCUAGCCUUUGGGAUCGCUUCUCGUCUUUCUCUUCCUCGUCGUCUUCGUCCUCGUCCCGAACUCCCACCCCAGAUCAGCCACCGCGCUCAGCCUGGGGGUCGGCGGCCCGAGGAGAGGGGCUCGGCCGCUGCGCGAGCCUGGAGAGCUCGGACUGCGAGUCUCUGGAUAGCAGCAACAGUGGCUUUGGACCCGAGGAAGACUCGGCGUACCUGGAUGGGGUGUCCCUCCCUGACUUUGAGCUGCUCAGCGACCCUGAGGACGAGCACCUGUGUGCCAACCUGAUGCAGCUGUUGCAGGAGAGCCUGGCCCAGGCACGACUGGGCUCGCGGCGCCCCGCGCGUCUGCUGAUGCCGGGCCAGCUGGUGAGCCAGGUGGGCAAAGAACUACUGCGCCUGGCCUACAGUGAGCCGUGCGGCCUGCGGGGGGCGCUGCUGGACAUCUGCGUAGAACAAGGCAAGAGCUGCCACAGCGUGGGCCAACUGGCCCUCGACCCCAGCCUGGUACCCACCUUCCAGCUGACACUCGUGCUGCGCCUGGACUCACGCCUCUGGCCCAAGAUCCAAGGACUGUUUAGCUCCGCCAACUCUCCCUUCGUCCCUGGCUUCAGCCAGUCCCUGACGCUGAGCACUGGCUUCCGAGUCAUCAAGAAGAAGCUGUACAGCUCAGAACAGCUGCUCAUUGAGGAGUGUUGAACUCGGGGCUGAGGGGCUGACACAGCCCCCACAGCAGACAACUGAACUUUUGGGGUGGACAUUGGCAGGACAUUGGAGGAACUGUUGCCUGCCAGUUAGAGAACUGACAACAGCCACUUGAGGGGAGGAAGGUGAGGUGGCAGAGAGUGUUUCCUGGGGAGCUCAGUGAAGUGGGUGUAGGUGGCUUCUCAUUGGGGACACACACUUGUCCCUCAGUACUGUAGCAUGAAACUAAGGUUUAGGGGCCAACCAGGCUUCUGGCUGGAUGUGUAUGUAGCAUGUACCUUAUUUUUAUUGUUACUGACAGUUAAGACAACAGUGGUGUGACAGCCAGGAGAGCAGCUGGGCUGCACUGGCCUCUACAAUUACAGUUGGUGUGUGCUCAAGGUAGCUGGCCCUGUGGGAGGGGGGAAGUCAUCGAGGUGUUUUGUGUAUCUCAUGGUCUGAAGGGGCCAAAUGUGUUUGUUCUUUGGUUUUGCAUCUGUUGUUGUUGUUUUUUUGAUCCGGAGCUUCACUACUGACCUGUUCUAGGCAGCUAUCUUACAGACGCAUGAAUGUAAGAGUAGAAAGGGGUGGGUGUUGGGAUCACUUGGGGGAUCUUUGACACUUGAGAAAAAAAUACACCUGGGAGCUGCAUUUGGCCCAUCCCCUGAUGUGUACUGAAGAAUUUAUCUGUGAGGGGUAGGGCUGAUUGGGGUGGGGGCUGGAACCCCACCCCCAGAGGAGUGCCAUGUGGGUCUUCCAUCUAGAACUGUUUACAUGAAGAUACUUGCUGUUCAUGAAUACACUUGAUGUUCAAGUAUUAAGACCUAUGCAAUAUUUUUUACUUUUCUAAUAAAAAAGUGUUUGUUAAAAGUUGGUUGAGUCUCUUAUUAGUGCCAAGAAAUAAUAGGGAGUAAGAUGGGUGCUGUUAAAAGGUGGGUUACAUCAGAUUCAGGUCCACCUGUGUGUUUCUCUGUCCCUUUCCAGGGCUGCCUGCCAGCCUGGUAAUAGAGGUAUGUGGAUUGUGUGCCAUCCGUGCCAAGAACCCUGGAUCCCUGCAGACUGAGGCUACCAGGGGAAAAUGCUGGAAGGUGAGGAGUGAGUCAGACCUCCCACAAAGCCAGAGUCUCCAGUAGGCAGAGCUCACCUGGCUGUGCCCUGGGUUAGGAGGCCCAGGUACAAGGGCCCCCUAAGCCCAAGGUCCUUACAGGUAAUGAAAGGACUGCAAGAAACUUUUUUGGUGAAAGUUCUAUUAGUGCUGUAAUCAUGAACAUUACAAAUUUUAUCUUUGGAUAUAAAAAGACUAUAGGGCAGAAACAUCAAUAAAUGGAUUUUACAA
This is a messenger RNA of Molossus molossus (Pallas's mastiff bat), 2200 nucleotides long. It is a transcript of the gene DDIT4, whose product is annotated as DNA damage inducible transcript 4. The coding region runs from base 184 to 879 and encodes 231 amino acids. Gene Ontology annotation, biological process: negative regulation of TOR signaling; apoptotic process; response to hypoxia. Gene Ontology annotation, cellular component: cytoplasm. Gene Ontology annotation, molecular function: 14-3-3 protein binding. Lineage: Eukaryota; Metazoa; Chordata; Mammalia; Chiroptera; Molossidae. The record is from RefSeq and is a predicted model, not a curated record. The transcript has 3 exons.